AGAUUGUCAACUAAAUACUCUUUGUAAACACUUCUCUCAAACAUGAUCAAACCCAUUUCUCAGUCAUAAGGCGCUCCUCCCUCUCAUUCGUCACAGUAGCCUAUGACGUAGCCCAAAUCUAUAAUUCGCAUUCGCUUCGUCUCCGUUGUGUUGUAUCCAGGAGUUUUGAUCACUUUAAAGCAAUAUUUUUCCAUGCCAAUCAACAGAUGGGCGAAUUGUGAAUCCAAGAUUAUCUCACUCCGUCAAAACAUUGAUGGGUCUCAGAAGCCAAAAAAGCAAAUCAUCUGUAUUUAUCCGAUCAGCAUGGCAUAUGGAUUAUGUUAAUUUUAUUCUGCUGCUGGACUGGCACUUGUGCUAUUCAUCAUUUAGAACAGCAACUUCAUUGUCUGUGACGCAAGGUGUAUGUUAAGAGUUUCAAAAUAUUGGCAAUGGACAAAAUAAAUUUUCGAUUUCUUUUUAUAAUCUCAGCAAUUCUUGGAGUCUUCUUAAUAUUGUAUGGGGAGUGGCAAGACACUCAUAUGGAGGUCAGGUACACGGAUGUGGACUAUCUUGUCUUUUCUGAUGCUGCGGCCUUAAUGGCAUCUGGAAAAUCACCUUAUGAAAGAUCAACAUAUCGGUAUUCACCACUGAUUGCUGCUCUUCUCUUGCCAAAUUCAUUUCUUCAUCACAUGUGGGGAAAAUUUCUCUUCUCGGCCUCAGAUCUACUUGUAGGAUUGCUUAUACACACCAUUUUGAAGCUACGAGGGGUGCCUGAGAAACUAUGCACCUCCUCUUUGAUGGUAUGGCUUUUUAAUCCUUUCACCUUCACCAUUGGAACCCGUGGGAAUUGUGAGCCCAUUGUGUGUGCCGUGAUCCUGUGGAUCAUUUUGUGUCUGAUGAAUGACCAGCUGGUGCAAGCUGCAUUUUGGUAUGGACUUGUUCAUUUGAGAAUAUAUCCUAUAAUUUAUGCACUGCCCAUAACCUUAGUUCUUCAUCCUCUCCACUUCCAGUCUGGUAAAAAGCCUGCCCUUGUGGACUGGAGCUCUAGAAAAUUAAUGUCACUUAAUGGCUCAAGCAAGUUGAGAUUUACUGUUUUACAAUUUAUUAGGAACUUUUUGACAAGCAUUUUUACUUGGAGGGGACUUGUGUUUGGGUUUGUUUCUGGAUCUAUCUUCUUCAUCUUAACUGGAUUGUGUUUCUACUUUUAUGGAUGGGAUUUCUUGGACGAGGCGCUGCUAUACCAUCUCACUCGUACGGACCCAAGACACAACUUUUCAAUAUACUUUUACCACAUAUAUCUACACUACGAACAAGAGUUCUCGAGCCUGGAAAAACUCAUCUCCUUUCUGCCUCAGUUCAUCGUGCAGCUAGCUCUCAUCUUCCGCUUUGCAUAUGACUUGCCAUUCUGUUUCUUUGUGCAAACGCUAACAUUUGUAGCAUUUAACAAGGUUAUAACUGCACAGUACUUUGUUUGGUUCUUCUGCCUAUUGCCUCUAAUACUACCAUGGAGCAAUAUGAAGCUAACGUAGAAAGGCAUAGCCUGCAUCUUUUUGUGGAUGGGAGCUCAAACUCAUUGGUUAAUGUGGGGUUAUUUGCUGGAAUUUCGGGGCAAGAAUGUUUUCAUUCAGCUAUGGAUGGCAAGUUUACUGUUCUUGGCUGUUAAUACUUAUGUUCUUAUUACCAUUAUCCGUGACCAUGCGUACUGUCCUGUGUUUGAAGAAUUAAAUGAAGAAAAAUGGAACAACACAAGGAAACAUGACUAGUAUAUUUUGUUUUGAAAUAUUAGAGCUCCAACGGUAUAGCGAAACUGAGUAGGUUAUUGGGUUUUUCUGUUGAAUGUAGUCUGGUAAAAACUUUGAACCUGAGUUAUUAAUUA
Olea europaea var. sylvestris is the source of this 1855-nucleotide messenger RNA. Its product is annotated as GPI mannosyltransferase 1-like. Gene Ontology annotation, cellular component: glycosylphosphatidylinositol-mannosyltransferase I complex; membrane. The transcript is spliced from 7 exons. Gene Ontology annotation, biological process: GPI anchor biosynthetic process. Lineage: Eukaryota; Viridiplantae; Streptophyta; Magnoliopsida; Lamiales; Oleaceae. Gene Ontology annotation, molecular function: GPI mannosyltransferase activity; alpha-1,4-mannosyltransferase activity. Bases 429 to 1508 code for a protein of 359 amino acids. The record is from RefSeq and is a predicted model, not a curated record.